AUGAGUCGAUCAAAGCAGGAUAAAGAUGAAGAAGACCAGCGCCAAUUUAUGCCCGAGCCCACUGAUAAAUUUCGCUCGCGGCACUCACCAACAUUACCUCAUAUCUCAAACAUUAUUAUCAGAGUUUCCAACCAAACUUCCCGACCAGAGAAUAAGAGCUUAAAUUGA
Plasmopara halstedii is the source of this 168-nucleotide messenger RNA. RefSeq lists its product as uncharacterized. The record is from RefSeq and is a predicted model, not a curated record. The transcript has 2 exons. Bases 1 to 168 code for a protein of 55 amino acids. Lineage: Eukaryota; Oomycota; Peronosporomycetes; Peronosporales; Peronosporaceae.